Rotaria sp. Silwood2 is the source of this 1359-nucleotide messenger RNA. NCBI's taxonomy places the organism in Eukaryota, Metazoa, Rotifera, Eurotatoria, Philodinida, Philodinidae. The record is from the annotation of a GenBank genome assembly.
AUGUUUAAUAUAACUGAUCAACUAUCAACAAAUUAUCAAACAAUAUCAGAUGAUCAAUUACAACCUUCAUCGACACAAUUAAGAGAAAAAUUACGAAAACAACUUGAAUAUUAUUUUUCCAGAGAAAAUAUGAUUCAUGAUAGUUAUUUACAAUCACAAAUGGAUGCUGAUAAUUAUGUACCGAUAUCUUUAAUUGCUAAUUUUAAACUUGUUAAACGUCUUACACAUGAUUUACAAUUAAUUAUUGAUGUUCUUAAAGAAUCACCAUCAGUUGAAGUUGAUAUUGAAGAGAAAAGAGUUCGUUCAUCAGAUAAUCCAGUAUAUGUUCCAACACGAAAACGUUGUAUUAUUAUAUUACGUAAUGUACCAUUAGAUGCAACUGAAAAUGAAAUAUUGGAAUUAUUUUUAAAUAAAUCUUGUCCAGUAUCAGCUAUUGGAUGUGAACGCGUAUUAGAAUCAAAUCAUUCAGAUUGUUGGUAUGUAACAUUUAAUAGUGAAGAUGAUGCACAAAAUGCAUUUUUAUAUCUAACAAGAGAAAAUAUUUCAAUACGUGGUCAAAAAAUUUUGGCUCGAAUGAAAGCUUGUCUAUGGCAAAAACCUAUUAUAUCAUUAAAUGAUGGUACAAAAGAUUCAUUCAUACCUAAAACUUUCUCAUUACCUUCAACACAAGAACAAAUUACUCCUGUUUAUAUCCAAACAAUACCAAUAAAUCAUACAAAUCAAUCAUCAAUUGUUGGAAAUCUAUCACAACAACAACAACAACAGGCAACAUUUAAACCUCGUCAUAUACAAGCAUUUCAACAAUAUUUACCAAUGAAUUAUAAUUCUAAUAUAUUAUCACAUCCACAUAACAUACCAUCAACACUUUUAUUUACAACAAAUAUGCAACCAUUAAAUAUGAAUUAUUAUCCACAAACACAUUAUAUAAAUAGAAAUCAUUCUAUUUUUCCAAUUAAUUUUUGGUAUAUACCACCAACAACAGAUUCAUAUUCACCUAUGACAUAUAAUAUUCAAUCUAAAAGUCGAGUAACAACAGCAUCUAAACCACGUAAUAUAACAAAAACAAUUUCUAAUCAUGUAGAACUCUCAAAUCAUCCAAAUGAAUUACUUAAUUCAAGUCAAAACAGUACUUCACAUUUUGAAGAUACUAAUUCAUUAAUUUCUCAUAAUGAAACAUUUUCAUCUGAUAAAUCGACUAUUGAUAAUUAUCAAAAUUCAAAAAAUGAAUGUCAUUCAUCAAUUCAAAUACCUAAUGAUGAUAUAUGUAAAUUAAAACAAACAGAAAUAAAUAAUUCAUUAAUAUCUCGAUCUAUUGAACAAUUAACAACGACAAAUGAUUCUAUUCAUCAACGUAAUUAA